Alternaria rosae is the source of this 2651-nucleotide messenger RNA. RefSeq lists its product as uncharacterized. The record is from RefSeq and is a predicted model, not a curated record. NCBI's taxonomy places the organism in Eukaryota, Fungi, Ascomycota, Dothideomycetes, Pleosporales, Pleosporaceae. Bases 84 to 2327 code for a protein of 747 amino acids. The transcript has 3 exons.
GACUUCACUCUCCCCCCACAUCGCCGUCAUCGCUCGGAUACCCUCAUUAGGACAAAUGCGCUAGUGUUGUUGACGCUCAUUAUAUGGCGCGACUUAAGGAUGCGCCCAAGCAGGCAGCAUUCCAAAAACCCGCCUCGCCUUCCUCAGACGACAAUGCUGCAACCCAACAGCUCCUCGCCGAGUCCAACUCUCCAAGCGCCAAUCCACCCUCAUCGUCUGCAAUUCUCGGUGCCAACCUCCUCAAUGCAGCGCGUCCUGGAAAGCUCAAGCGAGUCAGCAUACUUCCCGAGGGAGCCAGGCAGAACCUCGCGAUAAGAGGUGACCCCUACGAGAUUGAGCUGAGCCCUGAGAAGGGUCGAUACGCGUUGCCAGAAAAAGUCAAUCACAAGCCGUUGAAGAUCAAUAGGAAGAAGAAGGAGGAGGAGGAGAAAAAGAAACCAGCUAAGAAGAAGGAACAGACAGCAGAACAGGCGGAACAGGAGAAGAGUGAGGCCCCUGUGCCUUCUGCAGAGCUCCCAGUGCACGACGAAGCUGGGCCUCAAGUGGUUGAAGAUGAGCGGGUAGAGGAUUUGACUGUAGCAGAACCUGAGAUACGUUCCUCGCCGCCGGAGCUCGCACAGCCUCAACACACCCCAUCCAAAGCCACAGCGCCUGAACGCGACAACGGUGUGAUCGACUCCACUGGCACCACCAGCGGAGGUGGAGUACCUGCUGGAAUACCUGCUGAAGCGCAGGAGGACAACGGCAGUACACGACGAACGUCGAAACGAAAGUCGGAGUCGGAUCACAGCGAGGAGCAACCCUCCAAGAUCCUGAGGAAACAAAGGCGGACGACUGGCGAAUCGGACGCAUCGAGAAAGAGUCGCCCGCAAGUACGCAUACCGGUCCGGCAAAGCUCGCAACAGCAGGAUGUCGCGGACACACUAGGACACAACGAUGUUCAAGUCACGCAAGAAGGCGCCAAAGUCCAUUCGGCGCAGACAAAGGAGUCCCACCGAAAUCCUGCAGCACGAAAACUGAAACCUCGGAAGCAUCGUACCAACGGCACUGCUGAGUCUAGCCAGCAGCUACUAGCUAACAGGAGAGGAUUGCAAAUACGCGCAGAAUCGCCCAAUCAAGCUCCAGAAGUUGCUGGUGUUUCAGAGACUGAGAACGCGCCUGUUAUUGACGCGUUUCAGGAUGAUUUAGACGAAGACGAGGCUAGUAGCGUCGCUGAAGAAGCUGAUAACAUAACGCGCCCUACAGGAAGGCCUGGGAGUAUCGAAACCGUCUUUGAAUUUCUCAACCUUGAGGUACGGCCAGGAAAGUGCCGGACUAAGCUGGGUAGCACCAUCAGACGCGCAUGCAAUACAUACAGGGCACACCUUCAGGAAGGUGACAUUUCCAUGGACACUGUCGUCGAUGAAGCUGAUGACUUACGAGGAGCGCUCGGACAAAUCAGUAUAGGAGUUGAAAAGAAGGACCAGCGCGCCUUCAAAGGAGAUGCCUAUAGCCACGUCUUCCGGGCUCUUACAUUAUACCUCGAAGCAUUGUAUAACUGGCUACUUGAGAACGGUGGCGAGGUGACCGAAUCUCUGGAUGCUAUGCAGGUGCUGUCACCUCUGAUACACCAGAUACUUAUUUUCAAGGACACCAUCGCUGAGUGGAACGUCGCUGUACCUCAACGAUUGAAGGGCGAUCGAGUCAUCAAGAAUGUUGAUAUUGGUCUCAUUGCUCAUCUUCGACAAGUGGCCAAGACGUAUCGCGGACACCUCAGUAGAUUAAAUGUCAGGGAGGAGCAUCGCAAGCUCCAAGGAGACUUCGAGCGCAGGAUGCAAGAAAGAAAAGAGGAGGAGAACCGCAAAGCCGAACUUGUGGAAGCGCGAAUGCAGCGGUGGAAAUAUUGGCAGGCCCUGCACAUUGCGCGCUUGACGUGCGAGCCCGAUGCGCGUAGAAGGAGCAAGCUGGCUAUCACGAGACUCGAAGACUUGGAGGAGAGAGACGCCAACGGCGUUGUCUUCGAACGAUUGCCAGUAUUUAGGUCUCGUACCGCUCCACCGCAUCGUCAAGCAUCCGCGUUGGACAAUAAGCCGGAGUGGACAGAAGAGGAAGAAACUGCUCUGCUUGAAGGCUUGAGACAUCUCGCUGGUCCUAGAGUCUUCGAGAAGAUAUUCACGACGUAUUGCCGCCCCGAUUCAUCUCAUCCACUUAGUGGCCGUUUGCGCGAUCGCAGCGUCGCGGAGAUUGUCACGAAAGCAGCACAGUUCCGAUCAGACUUCCAGAAGUUAUAUCAAGAUAAUGGCUGGGAGGUCGAGGAAUGGAUUACGAAGAUUCCAGUAUUGCCGUAAGUCCGGGUUGUCUCGAUCCUUCGAUCCGCCUCUGCUCGACGUGCGAUUCUGUCCCUUUUUCGCUGGGCGAAACUGGGAUUUUGCCAAGUCACGCUAUUUGCCGUUUGUCUCUUUGUGAUACCCCUCGUAUGCUAUCACUCUUUAUAUCAUCGCAAGCAUUAUUAUCAGCGUGUGUUUCGUGCAGUGCGCACCCGUAGUCUAAAGUCGCACAUGUCUAGACCUGUCCUCACAGUGGCCCACCAUCCACCACAUCCUCCUAUGUGCUUCAUAGAUACAAUCACCACACACUGUCGCAUCCAGUGAUAUCUUAGAAACUACAAUCAC